AUGGCAUCGAAACAUUCAUCAAAUUCAUCUCAGAGCCAUGGACAGAGUGAAAGAGCGCGAUGUCAGUUAGAACUUGGAAGUGACGUCUAUCUUGUGGCCAAACCAUGGCAUCAGAAGCUGUUAAUACACAUCAGAAGAUUUGAAAAUUAUAAGGGGAAAACAUUCCCCACCAAAGGCGGCAUCACUAUAAAUCUAAAGCACUGGGUUGAACUGUGUGGAUGUAAGAGCCAGAUAGACGAAACGAUUUCAGCCUCGAAACAAGGGAAAGAUGAAACAUUCUUCAGACACCUUGGAGCCAAUGUUCAUACUAGUAUGGACCAAAACUUUGCUGGGGUGGACCUGCGUCAGUGGUGGUGGUGUGAUGAAACGAAAUUUGUGAAGCUUUCGAAGAAGGGAAUUUCUCUCUCUACCUCAGUGGGAGAAACUGAAAGACAGUUUGGAAAUUAUGAAAGACUUUGUUCCGGAACUGAACUCUGUUAUACCUUUUGCCAUGCAGGAUGA
Gigantopelta aegis is the source of this 501-nucleotide messenger RNA. RefSeq lists its product as uncharacterized. The record is from RefSeq and is a predicted model, not a curated record. Gene Ontology annotation, molecular function: DNA binding. Gene Ontology annotation, biological process: regulation of DNA-templated transcription. Bases 1 to 501 code for a protein of 166 amino acids. The transcript has a single exon. Lineage: Eukaryota; Metazoa; Mollusca; Gastropoda; Neomphalida; Peltospiridae.